UGCUGGUGACUAUAUUGCAGCGAGCCGCGGAGCGUUUGCCCCCCUCUUUAGCUCUGUUUCGUCGAGCGUUUACCGCAAAGUGUUUUCGGUCCCGGGAAGACAUGGCUGGAUACUUGAAAGUCCUCAGCUCCCUUUCGAGAUCUGCUGGAGCUGCUUUUUCCAGAAACCCGGCGGUGCUUGCGCCGGCUGCAAAUUGCCAGACUUUGCAACAAAGAAACUAUGCCGACAAACGCAUCAAAGUGGCGAACCCAGUGGUGGAGAUGGACGGAGACGAGAUGACCAGGAUCAUCUGGGAGUUCAUUAAAGAGAAGCUCAUCCUGACCAAUGUUGAUGUUGAGCUGAAGUACUUCGACCUGGGUCUGCCAUACCGUGACCAGACUGAUGACCAGGUCACCAUCGACUCCGCCCUGGCUACCAAGAAGUACAGCGUAGCGGUUAAGUGUGCCACCAUCACACCUGACGAAGCCAGAGUUGAAGAGUUUAGCCUGAAGAAGAUGUGGAAGAGUCCCAACGGCACCAUCAGGAACAUCCUGGGCGGCACAGUCUUCCGUGAGCCAAUCAUCUGCAAGAACAUUCCCCGGCUUGUUCCUGGCUGGACACAGCCCAUUACCAUUGGCAGACACGCCUUCGGUGAUCAGUACAGGGCAACAGACUUUGUUGUCGACCAGCCCGGCAAAUUCAAGAUAAUCUUCUCACCUGCUGAUGGCAGUUCAAACAAGGAAUGGGAGGUCUUUGACUUCCCGGCGGGUGGCUGUGGAAUGGGCAUGUACAACACAGAUGAGUCUAUUACAGGCUUUGCACACAGCUGCUUCCAGUACGCUAUUGGCAAGAAGUGGCCCCUGUACAUGAGCACAAAGAACACCAUUCUUAAAGCCUACGACGGCAGAUUUAAAGACAUCUUCCAGGAUAUCUUUGAAAAGAAUUACAAGCCAGAGUUUGACAAACUGAAGAUCUGGUAUGAGCACAGGCUUAUCGACGAUAUGGUCGCCCAGGUGCUGAAGUCUUCCGGAGCCUUUGUGUGGGCUUGCAAGAACUAUGACGGAGACGUUCAGUCCGACAUCCUUGCGCAGGGCUUUGGCUCUCUGGGACUCAUGACAUCAGUUCUUGUCUGUCCUGAUGGCAAGACUAUUGAGGCUGAGGCAGCCCACGGCACUGUGACCAGGCACUAUCGUGAGCACCAGAAGGGUAGGCCAACCAGCACUAACCCCAUUGCCAGCAUCUUUGCCUGGACCCGAGGCCUGGAGCACAGAGGGAAACUUGACGGCAACCCUGACCUCAUAAAGUUCGCCCAGACACUGGAGCAGGUGUGUGUCGCGACUGUAGAGAGUGGUACUAUGACCAAGGACCUGGCAGGUUGCAUCCACGGCCUGUCCAAUGUCAAGCUGAACGAGCAUUACGUCAAUACUACAGACUUCCUCGACGCCAUCAAGACAAAUCUGGAUAAGGCCCUCGGAAAGUGAAGGACUUGAAAGAAUAUGAUAAGCACGAAGAUGGCAAUGUCACUCUUCUGUUUUUGUACCUCAUUUUUAACUUAAAGGUCAAUAAAUCCACUCGCAAUUUAAUCAGAAGGAGAAGAAAGUACUGUCUAUAGGAUUACGUAGUUCUCUUAGGUUUUUAAAUCGUUGAGAAUUGUCCUUUGAACCUCAUGCCUCCCUUACUGUCUGUCCCAUUACUUGCAGGGUUUUAUUUUUGUAAUGUGAAGUAUUCAGUACUAUGUAAUGCCUUGGGCAAGACUAAAGCCUGUGUCACACACAUUUGCCAAUAAAUCUUUUAAACCAC
Molecule: messenger RNA, 1779 nt
Organism: Haplochromis burtoni (Burton's mouthbrooder)
Lineage: Eukaryota; Metazoa; Chordata; Actinopteri; Cichliformes; Cichlidae
Product: isocitrate dehydrogenase (NADP(+)) 2
Exons: 11
Coding region: 102-1460 (452 amino acids)
Biological process (GO): isocitrate metabolic process
Cellular component (GO): mitochondrion
Molecular function (GO): isocitrate dehydrogenase (NADP+) activity; magnesium ion binding; NAD binding
Source: RefSeq, a predicted model, not a curated record